AUGACCAUCUCUUACUCGGACACGUUCCUCAAACUUUUAUUCCGAUGGAAAGGCUCACUCUGGAAAGCGAUAUGGAAACACUUGCUCAUCUUCCUCACCAUGUACUACAUAAUCAACGCUUACUACAGGCAAGUGUCUCCAAAAAAAACAGCCCCUGAAUGAGGCAGUUAACCCUCCGAACAUCUCGCUCAUUCGUUUUGCUUCCAAACGACUCUUUUUGAUUUAUUGCAGCUGUCCAACAGGAAGGAUACUCGGGUACCACAUUACUUUUACGGCUUUGUGUUUCAGGUUCGGGAUGACGAAAGAACAACAGAACGACUUUAUGAAAUAUGUGAUGUUAGUUGACGGAUGGACCAAGGAGAUCCCCCUCACAUUCCUAUUAGGCUUUUAUGUGGCAAUGAUUGUUAGAAGGUGGUGGGAUUGUUGUCAGUUGAUCAGUUGGCCCGACCAUCUUCUUUAUAAUGUGUCCGCAUUGAUAAGAGGCACAGAUGUAGGCGAAUACGGUGUAAAACUGUUAGAAAGGUUAACAGUUUUCAGCCAGAGACUAGGAUAAUUCGAAAGACAAUAGCCCGGUACGCGAUCCUGACAUCGGUGCUCGCUUGGCGGAGUAUUUCCCUUCGAGUACUGGCCAGAUAUCCGACGGACGACCAUCUCGUGGACUCUGGACUCAUGACCAAGGAGGAAAUGGUCAUGUUCAAGUCCAUUCUGGUCAACGUCGAUCCACAUCAGGUUAGACUUCCAGAAAAGUUGCCUCGAAACGCUCAAUUUCAGAAAUGGUGGGUUCCGUUGAAUUGGAUCCAGACAAUGAUGGUCCGAUGCUUCGAAAAGGGCACUCUGACGCAUACGAAUGAGCUCCGCGUGCUCCUGGACGCUCUGGAAAAGUACCGAAACGGUUUUUUUCAGUUGUUCAUUUACGAUUGGAUUGCCAUUCCGCUUGUGUAUACACAGGUGAUGUUUUCCGGUUUAAAACCCUUGAAAACGAAAUGAGCAACCUGAAAAGAGUCUUCUCUUCUUCUUCUUCUUCCUCUUAGUUCUAAGAAAACUGUAUCUAAUUUCAUGACGUCACUGCAAAUGCUGACGCGAAAACUGGAAGAGUACCGACAGCGCAUCGCCAGCGUGUUCCUUUACGACUGGAUUUGCAUUCCGCUCGUCUAUUGCCAGGUGCGCGGGACAGACAUCCGAAGUAGUCGUGCUGUGCUCGAAACUUCUCUUCUUUCCUUUCUUUCCACGCGGUUCCUUUAAUUCUCUUCCCCGCUUUUCACUUUCUAAGCACACUCGUCUGUCUUCCCUUUUGUACCUGGCAUGUGAUGAUUCUGCGGUGAUGACGUGGCACUAGGGGAACACUAGGUUACUGUAGUUGGGUUGAUGCCUCAUUAGACUAAUGCAUAUUCAUUUGCAACUCGUUUCGUUUACAGGUCUCCACCAUUUCUGUCUACGGAUAUUUCCUCUUUGCGCUCAUUGGAAGGCAGUAUCCGAGCAAGAAUGAGAACGAGGAGAUCGUCGACGUGUAAUGCUUCUGGAGCCAUCCGUACUUUCUGAUGCUUUCCACUUUCAGAUAUGUGCCCAUCUUCACCAUUCUGCAGUUUCUGUUCUAUGUCGGAUGGCUGAAAGUCGGAGAAGAUCUGAUGUUUCCGUUCGGCGCCGACGACGAAGAUUUCGAGUUCAACUACAUUCUGGAGCGGAACCUCGAAGUAUCGAUGCUCAUUGUGGACGACCUGCACAAUCAGGUGCCGCCCGUUUACGUGGAGAGUUUGGACGAUGAAAUCCACGUGAGAACACCUACCGUAAUCUUUGAAAUGAGAAAACUAUCGUUUUACAGUUGCUGCACACGCACGCAUCCUCUAAACUAUCGAAUCACCCACAGAGACAGCAUCUGCGGAAGCUCAAGUUCAACGUGGAUUCGAUGCAAGUGCAGGCCGUUCCGGCAAGUGGGUUUCCCCUCGCAAACCGUCUAUUUCCUGCGUUCUCAGAUCAUCUGAACGAUCGCGACGUUUCCGUUUCGACCACUUCCAAACUUUCGUUCGCCGACCUCGAAAACAUGGCGAACGGACCGAAAAGUGUGACGGGGAUGGGAGUUCGGUGA
This is a messenger RNA of Caenorhabditis sp. 36 PRJEB53466, 2083 nucleotides long. NCBI's taxonomy places the organism in Eukaryota, Metazoa, Nematoda, Chromadorea, Rhabditida, Rhabditidae. The record is from the annotation of a GenBank genome assembly.